UCCCACAGGUGAAAGUGAGGAUGGCCUGUCCUGUGUUCGCUUUGGCAUGGUCACGGAUGACCUCGACAUCGAGGAGCUCGUCGGUCUUGUCCUGGGAGCUGGCAUAGAGCUGGAAGAAUCCACAAAGGCGCUUGAGUCGAUGUCUGAACUGGUGAAGCAAGGAAUUCAGGAGGCCAGCAAGGGUCUCCAGCAGGAGAACGAGGAGAAGAUCCUCCAAGAGGGCCUUCUGAGGCAUGUUCCCAUUGUGGGCUCUCUCUUCAACUGGUGGUCACCGACCUCCAAGGAAGGUGGCAUUCGUGGACGCAGCUUCAACAUCACGUCCGGGCUCGUCGAGAGUACGGAAAACAUCUACAAGUACCACAUGCAGAUCCAGCAGGGCGACGGCACGCCGGCACUGGCCAACAAGCCUCCUCCGCAAGCCCAAGUGGUCGUGCCGGCCGCGAACGCCCUCGAGACCAAAGCACAGCAUUGAGAGAGCACAACUCAAAAGAAGUGUGAUGGAGGUUUGUGGGGGGAUUGUGGGACGAGACUCGAAGGGAGUUAGCAGAAUGGGGCUAGGUGCCGCAGGCUCGAGCACCAGUGCACACACGCUCACAGAGCGGGUACCGGUGCGUAGAGAAAAGACUAUCGUCGUUGUUUUGGGCCACUGGCUUUCCGAGUGAAUGCGUGAUGUUUUGCAUACCACCGCAUUCGAGGCAGACUGAUGAGCACAACUCAAAAAAAGGCAUGGGGGAUUCGUGCAGGCUGCUGGUGUUCAGUGCCACCGGUGUACAGUGGCAGGUACCAGGUGUGCCGCAGGCACCAGAUACCGACACAGAAGGACAUGAUUGGGAUCAGUCAGGCUGCUGGCUGUUCAGACGACUUGAACCGGUGCACGACACCAGCUCAGCGCUCAACAGUUGACAGAGGCACGUCAGCAUUUACAGGUGUCCUUGCUUGCUGCGCGAUUGCAGAAAUCCUGUGGUUUUGUUUGGGGAGCUGAAGCAGCAGGCAGUGCGUGGUGGUUUCUUGUUAAACUCUUUUGUUUGGUCGAAUCAAAUAAAGCUGGUAGCAUUUA
Rhipicephalus sanguineus (brown dog tick) is the source of this 1057-nucleotide messenger RNA. Its product is annotated as pyridoxal-dependent decarboxylase domain-containing protein 1. The record is from RefSeq and is a predicted model, not a curated record. The transcript has 4 exons. Bases 47 to 472 code for a protein of 141 amino acids. Lineage: Eukaryota; Metazoa; Arthropoda; Arachnida; Ixodida; Ixodidae.